AUGAGCGACGCAGUGCGACAUACAGAGGUCGCACGGGACGAAGCCGCUGCUGAGGCUGGACCUGGAGCGGCCACAACGAAUGCGCCGCCUACUAAUCAACUUACAGACGACAUUGAACACAACAGCACAUCUUCAGACUCGACACCGUUGGAAGAGCGGUCAAAGGGCAAGAUCGCUUUGAUCAUGACUGCCCUGGGCAUGGCCGUCUUCCUGGCUGCCCUUGAUGUCACCAUCAUUACGACUGCCCUGCCCACCAUCUCGGAAUAUUUCCACUCAUCUGCCGGCUAUACUUGGAUUGGUUCAGCAUAUCUGCUAGGAAACGCUUCGAGUGUACCUCUAUGGGGCAAGAUUUCUGAUAUCUUUGGACGAAAGCCUAUCCUGAUUUGCGCAAACGUCCUCUUCCUUAUUGGGUCUCUUAUUGCUGCUCUUGCAAACAGCAUUGGAAUGCUCAUUACUGCCCGUGCCAUUCAAGGUGUCGGUGGUGGCGGUCUGGUUACCCUUGUCAACAUCUGCAUCAGCGACCUGUUCAGUUUGAGAAGAAGAGGCGCCUACUUUGGUAUCAUUGGAGGUGUCUGGGCAUUGGCUUCGGCCAUUGGACCAGUCAUUGGUGGUGUUUUCACAGAAAAGGUUACUUGGAGAUGGUGUUUCUACAUCAACUUGCCUCUCGAUGGAGCCGCUCUUAUCAUCAUUUUCUUCUUCCUUGACUUGAAGACCCCCAAAACCCCUCUUUGGGAAGGUCUGAAAGCAAUCGACUGGAGUGGAGCCCUGCUCGUCAUUGGUGGUGUUCUCCUUUUCUUGUUCGGUCUAGAGUAUGGCGGUGUGACCUAUCCUUGGGACUCUGCAACUGUUCUUUGCCUCAUUAUCAUUGGUGUCUUCACUAUGGGACUGUUUGUCAUCAACGAGUGGAAAUUUGCCAAGUCUCCCGUCAUGCCUCUCCGCAUAUUCCAAAACAGAAGCAACAUUGCCGUCCUUGGUGUGUGCGCCAUUCACGGCAUGGUCUUCAUCUCGGCCUCAUACUACUUGCCUUUAUACUUCCAGGCUGCUCGUGGCGCCACUCCCCUUCUGUCAGGUGUCUACAUUCUUCCACAGGCUCUGUCUUUGUCCUUUGCUUCAAUGGCGACUGGUAUUUUCAUCCGCAAGACGGGUCAAUAUUUACCUGCCAUCUGGUUCGGAAUGACCUUCCUCGUCCUGGGCUUUGGACUGUUCAUCGACUUCACAGCUAACAGCAGUUGGGCGAAAUUGAUUAUCUUCCAGAUCAUCGCAGGAAUUGGCAUAGGUCCCAACUUCCAAGCACCCUUGAUUGCGCUCCAAACAGGCGUCCAGCCUAGAGACAUCGCCACAGCGACAGCAACCUUCGGCUUCGUCCGCCAAAUCUUCACAUCCAUCUCCGUCGUGAUCGGCCAAACUGUAUACCAGAACCAGAUGAACAGCAAGACAGCGAGCUUGGUGGCGGCCCUUGGCCCCAAAGUCGCAGACCAAUUGACAGGAGGAGGUGCUGGUGCCAACACUCAACUCAUCGACAGCCUUCCCCAUGGACAAAAGCAGGUCGCCCAAACCGCUUUCGCACAGAGCUUGCAUCCCAUGUGGAUCAUGUACACUUGUUUCGCGGCGCUCGGUCUGGUUGUGAGUUUGUUCAUCAAGAAGAAGGAGCUCAGCAAAAAGCAUACCGAGACCAAGACUGGACUUGACGCACAGCGAGCCAAUGCCGAGGCGCAGGCGCAAGAGGAUGCGGAAAAGAAGUACGCAAAGGAGGCUGCAAGAGAGAGAAGAUCGCAUGAUCCUGAGCAGGGUGAAGCAUGA
This is a messenger RNA of Aureobasidium melanogenum CBS 110374, 1800 nucleotides long. RefSeq names its product putative major facilitator superfamily transporter. The transcript is spliced from 3 exons. Gene Ontology annotation, molecular function: transmembrane transporter activity. NCBI's taxonomy places the organism in Eukaryota, Fungi, Ascomycota, Dothideomycetes, Dothideales, Saccotheciaceae. The coding region runs from base 1 to 1800 and encodes 599 amino acids. The record is from RefSeq and is a predicted model, not a curated record. Gene Ontology annotation, biological process: transmembrane transport.